Messenger RNA from Panicum virgatum (switchgrass), 1013 nucleotides. RefSeq lists its product as uncharacterized. The transcript is spliced from 2 exons. Lineage: Eukaryota; Viridiplantae; Streptophyta; Magnoliopsida; Poales; Poaceae. Bases 377 to 832 code for a protein of 151 amino acids. The record is from RefSeq and is a predicted model, not a curated record.
AAGCAACUAGGUAAAUUGCGCGCUGCGCCGCGCGAGGUUGCAAAAGCGGUGUACAUGGGCCAUAAGGUUUGCUGGGAUGGGCUGUUGCAUCUUAUGUGGGCUGCAUCGCUGCUGGUUCAAAUGUUUUGUCUGUAGUAUUUAGAGAUAGUCUUAAGCACGUCGGUUUGCUGGCGCCGGCAGAGUAGAGGCGGUUCAAGGUAGGUCGGCGUGCCAUUCCUUUCGUCGCAGCCAAGGAAGGUCCUGCCAUUUAAUGGAGUGAGCUGCUGCGCCGGCGAAAGCGAACCAGCGCAGCAAAGCGUGCGUUCUCGUUUGCGUGGGCGGAGCGUGAGCUGUGCUUGGGAAGAGCUUUAGCUCUGAGGUGGGCAUUGCUUAGGAGAUGGCCGGCUCCGCUUGUGCAUAUACCGUGCGCUUUGGCCGGGAAUAUGAAGAUGAGAUAGAUGACUUUACUCUUCUUGAGGCAACCGGCCAUGCAUCGGCAACAAAGGAUGGGGCAGAGGAGGCCACUGCGGAAGCGCUUAUCUGUGCAGCAAAGCGUGAAUUCGGUGUCGUGGUCAUUGACUUGAAUUUCAGUGAGGUAAAAGCUCUCCGGAAGGAGAAUGAAACUCUUCGCCGGAACAACCUGCUGCUUAGUUCUGGUUGGGCUCAGUCGGUGGAUCAUUUGGAGACGCUGCAGAAGACGUUGGAAUCAAUCACAAUCGACGCUCUUGCCGGUUGUCCAAAGAUUUCAGUUGGUCAGCUUGCUCAUGAUGCUGCUGUCUGGGCUGAGGAGAAUGUUUGGGGCGCGACUGCUGCGCUGCAAGAGGUCGGCUGCAGGUCCAUGGAUGAGAAUUGAGCUCCACGGUGUUUAGUCUCAAGUGUCUGUAGUUUGUGCAUUCGGCAAUUUUUGUGUACCCAAUAAAACAGCUACCUGAGUUUAUCAGGCUCCGCGUUAUAUCUAUCUUGUACCUCUGUUUAAGAGUAUAUGUAUGGUUGACCAUGUGUUUGUUUAAUAUAAUUGUUUUUUCCAAGCAUCC